Molecule: messenger RNA, 1536 nt
Organism: Orbicella faveolata
Lineage: Eukaryota; Metazoa; Cnidaria; Anthozoa; Scleractinia; Merulinidae
Product: neuropeptide FF receptor 2-like
Biological process (GO): G protein-coupled receptor signaling pathway
Cellular component (GO): plasma membrane
Molecular function (GO): G protein-coupled receptor activity
Source: RefSeq, a predicted model, not a curated record
AUGACCGAAGUACGGUCCAAACGUCGUGUUUUACCGUUGAUUUUCAUCGUUAAAAGUUUUAAGAAACCUUUACUUAUAAGACUAAUAAGAAUCGCUUGUGAUAACGUGUUGGAAGAAAUAAAAUCCAUGAGAAGAACGAUCAACUACCUAAUCUUAAACAUGGCCAUGUCCGACCUCAUUCUCCCAGUGUUUGCCUUUCCGCGUAUUCUUACAGAGAGUUACGUCGGUUACUGGCUCAUAGCUGGCGACUUUGGCUUGGCGUUGUGUAAACUGGACUACUUUAUGCAAGACGUCUCCAUUGCUGUUUCUAUCCAGAGCCUUGUCUUGAUAGCAGUGGAUCGAUUUGGAGCUGUGGUUUUUCCUCUUCGACCCCCGAUUGUCAGCGCCAGACUUUGCCCAUUCUUCAUUCUAGCGACGUGGAUCGUGGCCAUGGCCAUUCUCUCCCCGGAAUUUUUCGUCCGCAAACUUGAGGGAUCCGGAGAAAACCUUGCAUGUCAGCUGAUGUGGAAGGAAACCUUUGGAGAGUCUUCUUCAUUGGAAAGCUACUAUGUAGCACUGUUCCUUGUUUUCGCUCUUAUCCCUUUCGCGUUGAUAACAAUACUUUAUUCUAUCAUCAUUGUAAAGCUGAGGGCUCAAAAGAUACCAGGUGGCGAAUCGGUGAGCUCUAAGGAACGGGAAAAACGAAUGAAGAGAGACAGGAGCGUGAUUAAGAUGGUUCUGGCUAUUGUUUUGGGAUUUGCAUUAUGCUGGGCACCCUUGAAUAUCUUGGCGUUUUUGCAGUACUUUGUAUGGGAGGAAAACCCUAAACUAAGCUGUGGGUUUCUGCACUUUAGAUUUUUUGCCAAAUUUAUGGCUUAUGCAAAUUGCGCCAUAAACCCCUGUAUCUGUUUUAUAUUCAGCGGCAAUUACCGUGAAGGCCUCAAGAGUUUGUUUGGUUGUUGCUCGCGCAAAUGCAAUUGUUAAUUCGUGGUAGCCUUUCGCCCUUUGCGUGAGUAAUCAUUAAAGGUGUAGAGCAUGCCUUCAGAUGAGCCAAGAGAUGUUACACUAGCUUCUCUUGCAUAAAACAUUAGUAAUAACAUUAAGAAUUUUCAUUAGGUAUCUGGAAAGUGUAAAUCCUUGGCCCUUUGUUAUAAGAAAAAAACUAAAGCUUUUCUCAACUUUGAAACUGCGCUUUUAGCAGUACCUUCUGUAAAUAUUUGUCGUAAAUUCUUUAAGAACCGACAGCAACAUUGCCAGAUAAUUCUCUAACCGUGGGCUCCCUAUCCACAUGUACCCCUUUAAUUGACAGCUGCCAUUUUGUGGUUUCCAAUAGACUGCAGACGAUGUUUGUUUUGCUUUUUUAAUGAAAAAUACGUCGCAGCACAAGUCGCACGCAUCAUUUCUUUUAAACUUGCAAAAUGUAAGACGCCAAAGCUAAAAUAUUUCGUGUGUGUGUGUAUACAAAAAAAUAGGAGUAGACAAUAAAGAGAGUUUCAGGUGGCUGCCCUGAAAUGGGUUCAAGAGAACAUCGCGAGUUUUGGCGGGAUUUCCAGCCAA